AUGGCUUGUGGCAGCGGGAGGGUCACCAUCCAGCUGGUGGAUGAGGAGGCAGGGCCUGGAACCAGGGGCCCAAAGCCCUUUCGGGGCCAGAGCUACGAGGCAAUCCGAGUGGGCUGCCUGGAUGAGGGGGUUCUCUUCUGCGAUCCCUACUUCCCUGCUGGGCCUGAUGCCCUUGGCUAUGACAAGCUGGGCCCGGACUCGGAGAAGACCAAAGGGGUGAAAUGGAUGCGGCCCCAUGAGUUUUGUGCUGAGCCCCAGUUCAUCUGUGAGGACAUGCGCCGGACAGACGUGUGUCAGGGUAGCCUGGGUAACUGCUGGUUCCUCGCGGCCGCGGCCUCCCUCACUCUGUACCCCCGACUCCUGUGCCGGGUGGUCCCCCCUGGACAGGGUUUCCAGGACGGCUAUGCAGGUGCCUUCCACUUCCAGCUCUGGCAGUUCGGCCGCUGGGUGGAUGUCGUGGUGGACGACAGGCUGCCCGUGCGUGAGGGGAAGCUGAUGUUCGUGCGCUCGGACCAGCGGAACGAGUUCUGGGCCCCGCUCCUGGAGAAGGCGUACGCCAAGCUCCACGGCUCCUAUGAGGUGAUGCGAGGUGGCCACAUGAAUGAGGCUUUCGUGGACUUCACAGGCGGCGUGGGUGAGGUGCUCUACCUGAGGCAAGACAGCCCAGGCCUCUUCUCCGCCCUGCGCCAUGCCCUGGCCAAGGAGUCCCUCGUGGGUGCCACUGCCCUGAGUGAUCGGGGCGAGUACCGAACAGAAGAUGGGCUGGUGAAGGGACACGCGUAUUCAGUCACGGGCACGCACAAGGUGUCCCUGGGCUUCACCAAUGUGCGGCUGCUGCGGCUGCGGAACCCAUGGGGCCGCGUGGAGUGGACUGGGGCCUGGAGCGACAGUUGCCCACGCUGGGACACGCUCCCCACCGAGUGGCGAGACGCCCUGCUGGUGAAGAAAGAGGAUGGCGAGUUCUGGAUGGAGCUGCGGGACUUCCUCCGCCACUUCGACACCGUCCAGAUCUGCUCGCUGAGCCCGGAGGUGCUGGGCCCGAGCCCGGCGGGAGGCGGCUGGCACAUCCACACCUUCCACGGCCGCUGGGUGCGCGGCUUCAACUCUGGCGGGAGCCAGCCCGGCGCCGAAACCUUCUGGACCAACCCCCAGUUCCGGCUGACGCUGCUGGAGCCCGAUGAGGAGGACGAGGACGAGGAGGGGCCCUGGGGGAGCUGGGGGGCAGCAGGGGCGCGGGGCCCUGCGCAGGGGGGCCGCACCCCCAGGUGCACUGUCCUCCUGUCGCUCAUCCAGCGGAACCAGCGGCGCCUGAGGGCCCAGGGCCUCACCUACCUCACCGUGGGCUUCCACGUCUUCCAGAUCCCAGAGGAGCUGCUGGGCCUCUGGGACUCCCCGCGCAGCCGCGCGCUCCUGCCGGGCCUGCUGCGCGCCGACCGCUCGCCCUUCUGCGCGCGCCGCGACGUGAGCCGCCGCUGCCGCCUGCGCCCCGGCCACUACCUGGUGGUGCCCAGCGCUGCCCGCGCCGGCGACGAGGCCGACUUCACGCUGCGCGUCUUCUCCGAGCGCCGCCACGCCGCCCGGGAGGUCGACGACGUGAUCAGCGCCGACCUGCGCGCCCUCGCGGUCCCCUCCGUUCCCCUGGAGCUGGGGUUGGAGCAGCUGUUUCAGGAGCUGGCAGGAGAGGAGGAAGAACUCAGUGCUCCUCAGCUCCAGACCUUACUAAGCAUUGCCCUGGAGCCUGCCAGGGCCCACGCCCGGCCCCCGGCAGAGCUCGGAGUGAGGACCUGCGAGCAGCUGCUGCAGUGUUUUGGGCACGGGGGGAGCCUGGCCCUGCACCACUUCCAGCAGCUCUGGCAUCACCUCCUGGAGUGGCAGGCCACGUUCGACAGGUUCGACGAGGACGCCUCAGGAACCAUGAACUCCUACGAGCUGAGGCUGGCGCUGAAUGCGGCAGGCUUCCACCUGAACAACCAGCUGACCCAGGCCCUGACCAGCCGCUACCGGGACAGCCGCCUGUGCGUGGACUUCGAGCGCUUCGUGUCCUGUGUGGCUCAGCUCACCUGCAUCUUCCGCCACUGCAGCCAGCAGCUGGAUGGGGGCGAGGGGGUCGUGUGCCUGACCCACAGACAGUGGAUGGAGGUGGCCACCUUCUCCUAGGAUCUCCACUCAGAGCACCUGCUGCCGGAGGCCCUGCCUUUCCCCUCCCCCAGCCUGGACCAGGGUUUAUUCCGCAGGGCGGGGGAUCUGAGCACAACCACCCUCCUCCUGCCCCUCCACCUCCCUGCCUGGCUGGGGGCCGAUGCUCUGACGUUAAGCGUGGUUCAGAGCAUGGGCUCGGGUGCCAGCCUGCCUGGAGGUGAUUUCUGGCCCCGACACUCGCCAGCUGGGCGGCACUGGGCCAGUCACCACACCUCUCUGGGCUCUGCUCUCACCUGUAAACGGGAUGGCCACAGGGCCUUUGUGGUGCGGGCUACACACCAAUUACUCGCUCAGAACAGUGCCUGGCCCCGAGUGGGUUCCCGGCAGCACUCAUUUUUACACACUCAGAGAAACAGGGACUGUGCCCCCCCAGGCCCCACCUUGCUCUGGGCAGAGGUGUUCCAUCAUUGCUCUCC
This is a messenger RNA of Diceros bicornis minor, 2615 nucleotides long. RefSeq names its product calpain 12 (gene CAPN12). The record is from RefSeq and is a predicted model, not a curated record. The coding region runs from base 1 to 2157 and encodes 718 amino acids. NCBI's taxonomy places the organism in Eukaryota, Metazoa, Chordata, Mammalia, Perissodactyla, Rhinocerotidae. Gene Ontology annotation, molecular function: calcium-dependent cysteine-type endopeptidase activity; calcium ion binding. Gene Ontology annotation, cellular component: cytoplasm. Gene Ontology annotation, biological process: proteolysis. The transcript is spliced from 21 exons.